AUGACUGCCCCCGUCAUCCACAACCGCGGCGGACCCGUCCAGACUGCUCAUCCCAGAGUCUUCACCUGCUCACAGCCCAUCUGCUCAGACGCCGGCUGCGUGGACAACAGCCUACAGUUUGAAUACAAGAGCGGAUAUCCGUACUUGGCCUGUACUUGCGUCGAGGAUUUUGUCAACUGUGACGACAACGGCGCUCUUCACGGCCAGGGCAGUCCCAGCGUCGUCGGCGCAAACGGCUACGCUUCGGCCACGACGGUGAUUGGAAGGAAAGCAGGGAGUGCGGUGAAGACACAGGCUGCGCAGAGUCAGCCAAGUUCGAAGAGUGCCGCCAACAAGCUUGGAUGGCAGGUCAAGUUUGGGCUUGUCACUUUUAUAACGGCCGCGUUGGUCCUUUGAGAUUUUCUUAGCAGCACUAUAUACCCAAGAAUCUACCAUAAUCUGC
Molecule: messenger RNA, 442 nt
Organism: Trichoderma atroviride IMI 206040
Lineage: Eukaryota; Fungi; Ascomycota; Sordariomycetes; Hypocreales; Hypocreaceae
Source: RefSeq, a predicted model, not a curated record